Schistocerca gregaria is the source of this 2124-nucleotide messenger RNA. Its product is annotated as protein lozenge-like. Gene Ontology annotation, cellular component: nucleus. Gene Ontology annotation, biological process: regulation of DNA-templated transcription. The record is from RefSeq and is a predicted model, not a curated record. Gene Ontology annotation, molecular function: DNA-binding transcription factor activity, RNA polymerase II-specific; ATP binding; RNA polymerase II cis-regulatory region sequence-specific DNA binding. The annotation marks the transcript as partial. The transcript has 5 exons. Lineage: Eukaryota; Metazoa; Arthropoda; Insecta; Orthoptera; Acrididae.
ACUCGCGCGCCGGACUCCACGCCAUGUGCACGCUCGCGGGACGCGCUGCCUGCCGGGAGGCGUGACGCGUUCUCACGUGACGUCGCAGCACCUGCCGGCCGCACGUCUGCACCGUGGUUGUGACAUCGCCCAAGACUGAACGACACCCAGCCGGUUGUGAAAGAAGUGUCUCGCACAAACUCUUUUGGGACUGUAUUUCGCUGCGGACGGCUCCUAGAAGAGGACCGCGUCUAGCUUUCAGGUUGUGCUCAGAUUUGACAAGUCCAAGUGUUUUACAAGGAUUUCAUUGUUGACGGCAGGGGCGUGAGAGUGUGUCAGUGUCAACUGUCAGUCGAGGAAACAUUCGUCCGAGAGUGCGCCGCUGGGCAACGCAUUUGGUGAUUCCAAUGGACUGACCUGGUGAUUGACAACAGUAUUAUGUGGAAGAAGGACGUAUUUUUCUCAGAUGCCAUCGUCUAAUUUUCGUAUUUGGUGCAUAUACAAUGAUCUUGUGUACCUGUCAGUGACAUUGCCAUUGUAGUUGUGUGAAUUUUUGCUGUUCAGUAUCGCUCCCCUGUACUAUUUCUGAAAGGAGAGAGUUAAAAGGAGUGUCUGUGCUGCGACCCGUGCAAGUAUUAUCGAGGACUGUCAGUGAUCCAACUCGGAGUAGCGUGACACCUCAGCUGAAGUACUGCUUGAAUCACACUGGACUGGGCCUGUUGCUCUGGCUGAUUACAUUGGACUAAUUGGUCCAGUCAAUGACAACAGCAUUUCGUCACAGAAGGGCCCAUUUUUCUCAGGUGUUCUCGGGACUUCUUUGUAUUUGACGCAUGACCAGUGAUCUCGUGCGCCUACCACUGACACUACAAGUGCUUACAAUUUCCUCCGCUAUUACUGUAACGAGAAGUGUCCACCAGCAUCAGUAUCCAGUGUCUUGCAAGUACGAGUGAGCAACUGGGCUUUCUGGCAGCAGGGUGACCAGUCUCGCCGAGGAGGAGUGCUGUGUUGACUGGGGAGGUCUCCACUCCUAGCAUCGUCGCCGUUGUCGGACAGUAGCGGUCGCAGUCGCACGGUAGUAGCCAGUGGUACCGCUUCCGCCCGGGCGGAGGAGCGCGGACCGUUGCGCAAGCCGACAGCGAGCAGCGAGCGUCGCCCCAAAUGCAUCUGCCGGGCCUGCUGGCGACGGUGACCCCCGCGAGCGGCGACGACGCGGCUGCCAGCCUGUGCAAGAAGCCCGGCGCCAUGACGGAGCAGCAGCUGCCCGCCGCGGCCACCGCCGACGAUCUGUGGUGGACGGAGCGCGUGCUGGCCGACGCGCAGGCCGAGCACCCGGGCGAGCUGGUGCGGACCGGCAGCCCCAACCUGCUGUGCACCGCGCUGCCCAACCACUGGCGCUCCAACAAGACGCUGCCCGUCGCCUUCAAGGUGGUCGCCCUCGGCGACGUCGUCGACGGCACCGUCGUCACCGUGCGCGCCGGCAACGACGACAACUUCUGCGCCGAGCUGCGCAACUGCACCGCCGUCAUGAAGAACCAGGUGGCCAAGUUCAACGACCUGCGCUUCGUCGGCCGCAGCGGCAGGGGGAAGAGCUUCAGCCUGACCAUCACGGUGAACACGACGCCGCCGCAAGUGGCCGUGUACAGCAAGGCCAUCAAGGUGACCGUGGACGGGCCCCGCGAGCCCCGUUCCAAGACCCGGCAACAGCAGCAGAUCCGCGCCAUCGCGUUCGGACAGCGGCCCUUCCUCGAUGCGACGCCCUUCAACCACUUGCGGGACCUGGAGUAUCGUCGCAAGAGCGGAGACUCCUCUUCGUCCUCGUCGACAGGGUUCAAGGUGCCCGAGCCGUCCACGCCGCUGCAAGAUACGACCAACACUGGGGGCGGCGUGGGCGGAUCGUGCUCGGCAGCGGAGGCGGUGGGCGGCGGCGGCGCCAUGGCGGCGCCGUGGGGCGGCUACGGCUGUUCCUCUACGUACGCCAGCUACUCGCCCCUGCAGCCCACCUUCUCCUACUCUGGAGCCGACAUCGCUUCAGCCUCCGACCCUUCUGGAAUCAGCCACUUACCCACAGUCUUGCCGGACCACGCGGCGGCGAGCGGCGGCGCCGGCAGCAGCAGCGGCGCCAGCGGCGAGUACGGCAGUAUGUUC